AUGAAGAUCGAGGAGGUGCAAUCCACCACCAAGACUCAGCGCAUUGCGACCCACAGCCACAUCAAAGGCUUGGGGCUUGCCGAGGAUGGAACAGCUGAGCAGGUGGCGAGCGGCCUUGUCGGGCAGGAGAAAGCCAGGGAGGCCUGUGGCGUUACCGUGGAUCUCAUCAAGUCCAAGAAGAUGGCGGGCAGGGCGCUGCUGAUGGCAGGUGCGCCGGGCACCGGCAAAACCGCAUUGGCGUUGGCCGUGGCGCAGGAGCUGGGUACAAAGGUGCCUUUCUGCCCGAUGGUGGGCAGUGAGGUCUACUCAUCAGAGGUCAAAAAGACCGAGAUCCUGAUGGAGAACUGCCGUCGGGCCAUAGGGAUCCGAAUAAAGGAGACCAAAGAGGUCUACGAGGGCGAGGUGACGGAACUGACCCCCGAGGAGAGACCCGACCCCACGGGAGGUUAUGGCAAGAAGGUCACCGCCGUGGUGAUAGGUUUGAAGACAACGAAGGGUACAAAGACCCUGAAGUUGGCGCCCCAAAUCUAUGAAAGCCUGCAGAAGGAGAAGGUCACAGUGGGCGAUGUCAUCUACAUCGAGGCAAACAGCGGUGCUGCAAGAAGAGUGGGCCGUAGCGAUAGCUUCGCGACCGAGUUCGAUCUCGAGGCUGAUGAGUAUGUGCCGGUGCCGAAGGGCGAUGUGCACAAGAAGAAAGAGGUUGUACAGGAUGUGACCCUGCAUGACUUGGACCAGGCCAACGCCAAGCCACAGGGUGGUCAGGACCUGCAAAGCCUCAUGGGCAGCUUCCUCAAGCCCCGGAAAACGGAGAUCACCGAGAAGCUCCGCCUAGAGAUCAACAAAGUUGUAAACAGGUACAUCGACCAAGGCAUAGCCGAGCUCAUUCCGGGCGUGCUUUUCAUAGAUGAGGUGCACAUGCUCGACAUUGAGUGUUUCACAUAUCUGAACAGGGCACUCGAGUCGACGCUCAGCCCCAUCAUCAUUUUCGCCACGAACAGAGGUAUCUGCACCAUCCGUGGCACGGACAUCGUGGCACCUCACGGAAUCCCUGUGGACCUGCUGGACCGGCUUGUCAUCAUCAGGACCAUGCCAUACUCCGUGGAUGAGAUCAUCCAGGUUGUGAAUAUCCGGGCGCAGACAGAAGCUCUUACCCUUGAGGAGGAUGCACUUGUCCUGCUUGGUGAGAUUGGCGCGAACACGUCGCUGCGAUACGUUGUCCAGCUGCUCACCCCGGCCUCCAUCCUUGCCAAGACCAAUGGCCGAGAGGCGAUAAUGCGAGAAGACAUCGAGGAGAUUGACUCGUUGUUCUUCGAUGCCAAGUCCUCGGCCAAAUUGCUUGCCGAGCAAGCAGACAAGUACAUCUCCUGA
This is a messenger RNA of Symbiodinium natans, 1368 nucleotides long. The record is from the annotation of a GenBank genome assembly. NCBI's taxonomy places the organism in Eukaryota, Dinophyceae, Suessiales, Symbiodiniaceae.